AACUGCGGCUUGGGGCGCCGACAAAGCAGCCGCACGGGGCAAAGCAGCGGCGCCGGCCAGCACAGCCGUGCUAGCCGAAACAGCCGCGCUGGCGCCUGUCGAGCUCCUCCACCUGGGAAUUUCCUAGUCUCUUUGCAGGCAAUAAUUACUUUAGAGUAUGUAUUAACAGAUGAAGAAUCAGAAGAUAAUGAUGUAAUUGCAGAGAGAGGUUCAUCUAUCAUGCUUCUAAGUUUAGCUGCCCAGUUUGCUCUAGAGAAUGGACAACAAAUUGUGGCAGAAAAAGCUUUGGAAUAUUUGGCUCAACGUUCAGAAGACCAAGAACAAGUUCUUACAGCUACAAAAUGUUUGAUUCAUCUUGUUUUUCCAAAAAUUGCUGAAAUGCCGGAAUCUGAAGAUAAAAUGAAAGAAAUGGAUCGACUUUUGACUUGCCUGAAUAGAGCCUUUGUGAAACUUUCUCAGCCUUAUGGUGAAGAAGCCUUCAGUUUGGAGUCAAGAGCUAAUGAAGCUCAGUGGUUUCGAAAAAUGGCUUGGAACUUGGCUGUGCAAUCUGACAAAGAUCCAGUGAUAAUGAGAGAGUUUUUCAUACUUUCUUAUAAGAUGUCCCAGCUUUGUCCUUCUGAUAAAGUAAUUCUGAUUGCACGGAAAACAUGUUUACUUAUGGCAGUCGCAGUUGAUCUAGAGCAAGGGAGAAAAGCACCAACGACUUUUGAACAGACCAUGUUCCUGAGCCGUGCGCUUGAGGAGAUCCAUAAAUGCAAUGAGAUCUGGAAUUUGCUGAAACAAGCAGGGGACUUCUCAAAUGAUUCAUGUGAGAAAUUGCUUCUGCUGUAUGAGUUUGAAGUUAGAGCCAAAUUGAAUGAUCCAUCACUGGAAAGCUUCCUGGAACCAGUGUGGGAGCUGCCUCAUUUAGAAUGUAAAACAUUUGAAACAAUUGCAAUAAUAGCAAUGGAAACGCCUGCACACUACCCUUCCAUUGCUCUCAAGGCCUUGAAAAAGGCUUUAUUGCUCUACAAAAAGGAAGAAUCAAUUGAUAUUUCACAAUACAGCAAAUGUAUGCACAACUUGAUUAACCUCUCAGUGCCAGAUGGGGCGUCGAGUAUAGAGCUCUGUCCGCUGGAAGAAGUUUGGGGCUUUUUUGAAGAUGCUCUGAGCCACAUUAUCCGCACUAAAGACUACCCAGAAAUGGAGAUUCUCUGGCUGAUGAUCAAGUCCUGGAAUACUGGAGUACUUAUGUUUAGCAAGAGCAAGUAUGUAUCUGCUGAAAAGUGGUGUGGUCUGGCCUUGCGUUUUCUUGACCACCUUACCUCCUUCAAGGGAAGCUAUGAAACUCAGAUGAAUAUGCUAUAUAGUCAGCUUGUGGAGGCACUGAACAGCAACAAGGGCCCAGUGUUUCAUGAACAUGGCUACUGGAGCAAGACAGAUUAGGCAAGCUCAUGGCCACAUGAAGUAUAUUGUUCUCAGAUGCUGACUGUUUAAAUUUUUGCCAGAGUUUCUCUUGAACUUUUGUUUCUGUUUUCUCAGACCCUGUUUUCAUGUUGUUGAAUAAACUUUAAGUGAAGCAUACUGAAUUUAC
Cebus imitator (Panamanian white-faced capuchin) is the source of this 1573-nucleotide messenger RNA. Its product is annotated as testis-expressed protein 11-like. The annotation marks the transcript as partial. Gene Ontology annotation, biological process: male meiosis chromosome segregation; reciprocal meiotic recombination; synaptonemal complex assembly. The transcript is spliced from 14 exons. Lineage: Eukaryota; Metazoa; Chordata; Mammalia; Primates; Cebidae. Gene Ontology annotation, cellular component: central element. The record is from RefSeq and is a predicted model, not a curated record.